GAAGACGUACGCUGCGUCACCGGUAGUGAGCCUCUGCUUGUUGUUGUGCCUUCUCUCCGCUGUCAGUGUUCCGUUUACAGCAUGUAGGGUGUCGUAGAGAAGGAAAGAAGAGCGCUGUGUGUUCUGACAUGCGUCUCUCUACCUUUUAUUUCUCCAAACAAGUUCGCCUACGUGUGAAUUUACGGAAAAUAUCAGUGAGUCCUGGGCGCCGCUGAUCAGCCUGGAGCCGCGCUGCGAUGAGCUGGAGUGUCCUGGACGAGGAGGGCUUCAGCCGCUGCUGCCGGCUCCUGGUGCAGCAGUCGCAGAGCCUCAGGGACGGCUGGAGCUGGGAGCCAGGCCAGGGCUCAGCAGAAGGCUACCUGAGGAAGACCACACUGAGGACGGCCGCCUUCACCUCCAGACCAGAGCGGGAGCCGGAGGGAUCCGGUGCAGCUCCAGAGCAGCACACUGCCCCCGGGAGAGCAGAGGAACCCUCACAGUCAGACCUGGCUGCCCCGGCUGCCUCAGGUGACGCUGAUGACUUGACAGGUGCUGAAGAUGAUGGUGCUGAUGAAGAUGACUGGGUUUGCAGGGCACCAGCAGAAAGCAGCAGCCGAGUGCUUCAAUAUGAAUAUCACGUUCUCUACUCCUGCAGCUACAGUGUGCCUGUGCUGUACUUCCGAGCCUUCACCCUGGAGGGGAGGAGUUUGUCUUUAGACGAGGUGUGGAGUUGUGUUCCUCCUCAGUACCGAGCGCGCCUGCAGCAGAGUCCCUGGAACACCAUCACACAGCAGGAGCAUCCCCUGCUGGGACAGCCCUUCUUCCUGGUCCACCCGUGCAGGACAGACGAGCUGAUGAGGCCUGUGAUGCAGGCGGCCCAGCAGCAGCUCAGGUGGGUGAACUACGUUGUGACCUGGCUGAGCAUGGUGGGGCCACUGGUUGGACUGGAAAUGCCUCUGAGCUACGCGGCCCUGUCCCCUCAGAGCCCCACAGCGACAGCAGCAGAGCAGGAGCCCAGCGAGGCCUGAGGAGCUCAUCACUCACAUUUCCCACAGUUCCCUGAACACAUCUCUGUUUCCAUAAAUGGUUCUUAUCCUGACAGCAGACAGUGAUGCACACUCACCAUUGCACAUUGUCAGUUUUUCUACAUCAUGUUUAAUAAGAUAAACCAAAUCUGCACUUUGUGUACAUAAUGUUAGCUACAUCUGUACAGAGUCACCCAUGUACAGUAUGUAUCACUUUCUGGAGAUCUGAUGAUGAUGUGAAAUGCACAUUUUGCACAUCAUGUAAAUACGCUGUAAAUUAACUUAUUUUUUUCUAUUCGCAUUUUCUUCCAACUUGUCAUAAAUUGCAGAAGAUACAGCAUAUUUUUCACUUAGUUUAUCCUUGCUUUACUUUUAUAUUACAGAGAUUUUCAUAAUUUUCUUUAUGUCUCAGCAACUUGUGUGGCUGUAAUUCAGUUUUUUCCAUGUGUGAUUCAUACAUCUCUGCACAAAUAAACCAGUUUUGAAACUGUCAGUUGCCUGUGUUUAGUAACCACAUUCUCAUCCUGUUACUGUUUGUAAUGUCAGCAUAUUUCACACUGCCCUGAUGAAUAAAUUUGAAUUAUGUAAAGCUAAA
This is a messenger RNA of Myripristis murdjan (pinecone soldierfish), 1599 nucleotides long. RefSeq names its product ATG10 autophagy related 10 homolog (S. cerevisiae) (gene atg10). The transcript is spliced from 7 exons. Gene Ontology annotation, biological process: protein modification by small protein conjugation; protein lipidation; autophagosome assembly. NCBI's taxonomy places the organism in Eukaryota, Metazoa, Chordata, Actinopteri, Holocentriformes, Holocentridae. The record is from RefSeq and is a predicted model, not a curated record. Gene Ontology annotation, molecular function: Atg12 conjugating enzyme activity. Bases 237 to 1007 code for a protein of 256 amino acids. Gene Ontology annotation, cellular component: cytosol.